Athalia rosae (coleseed sawfly) is the source of this 2251-nucleotide messenger RNA. It is a transcript of the gene verm, whose product is annotated as chitin deacetylase 1. The coding region runs from base 108 to 1718 and encodes 536 amino acids. Gene Ontology annotation, biological process: carbohydrate metabolic process. Gene Ontology annotation, cellular component: extracellular region. The record is from RefSeq and is a predicted model, not a curated record. NCBI's taxonomy places the organism in Eukaryota, Metazoa, Arthropoda, Insecta, Hymenoptera, Athaliidae. Gene Ontology annotation, molecular function: chitin binding; protein binding. The transcript is spliced from 6 exons.
GGGAGGUGAAAGUCAUCAGGUGUCCGAAGGUAGGGGGUCCAGAGCUCAUAUAGAGGGGCGAGAGGGUGCGGCUAGUCCAGACGCUUUCAGUACCGCCGACGACUACCAUGUCGCCGAAGAUACGAAUCCUUUUAGGAGCUCUGUGUCUCUUCGCCGUAUCGGUGAGAGCGCAGGAUGGCGAGGGUGGCACGAAUGAAUUGAACGCCGAAGAGCUCUGCCAGGAUAGGCCAGGAGACGAAUUCUUUCGAGUCAAAGUCACGCACGACUGUCGCGACGUAGUCAGGUGCGACAAGGCGACGGAAGUCGGUGUGGUGCGGUUAGCCAAGUUGCGCUGUCCGAACCAGCUAGCAUUCGACAUCGAAAGGCAGACGUGCGACUGGAAGCCAUACGUGAAGAACUGCGAACAGCUCGAGAUUCCUCGCAAAGUUCUUCCGAUCCUGAAAACCGACGAACCGAUUUGUCCCGAGGGUAAAUUAUCUUGCGGAGAUGGCGAAUGCAUAGACAAAGAACUUUUUUGCAACGGCACACCCGAUUGCAAGGACGACUCCGACGAAAAUGCUUGCAGCGUUGAGACCGACCCGAACCGGGCGCCGGACUGCGACCCGACUCAGUGCGUUCUCCCGGAAUGUUUCUGUUCGGCUGACGGAACCAGAAUACCCGGUGGCAUCGACAUUGCCCAAGUUCCUCAGAUGAUAACGUUAACUUUCAACGGUGCGGUGAACGUUGACAACAUAGAUUUGUACGACGAGGUGUUCAACGGUCGUUUGAAUCCGAACGGUUGUCAAACCCGUGGUACAUUCUUCGUUUCUCACAAAUAUACCAACUACUCAGCUGUGCAAGAACUCCACAGACGCGGUCAUGAAAUCGGAGUAUUUUCUCUGACUCACAAGGACGACCCUCGGUACUGGAGCCAGGGAAGUUACGACGAUUGGCUAGCAGAAAUGGCAGGAGCCCGUUUGAUCAUCGAAAGAUUCGCCAACAUUAGCGAUGGCUCGAUCAUCGGAGUCAGAGCACCUUACUUGAGAGUCGGUGGAAACAAACAGUUCGAAAUGAUGGCCGAUCAAUUGUUCGUAUACGACGCUUCGAUUACCGCGUCUUUGGGCCGCGUACCGAUUUGGCCGUAUACCCUUUACUUCCGUAUGCCGCACAAGUGUAACGGAAACGGUAGAAACUGUCCCUCGAGGUCACAUCCGGUCUGGGAGAUGGUGAUGAACGAACUCGACCGCAGAGACGAUCCCACCUUCGACGAAAGCCUGCCCGGUUGCCAUCUCGUAGAUUCUUGCUCGAACAUACAGUCCGGUGAACAAUUCGGAAGACUUCUCAGGCACAAUUUCAACCGUCACUACACAAGCAACAGGGCACCCCUGGGUCUGAACUUCCACGCUUCGUGGCUCAAGAGCAAAAAGGAAUACAAAGAGGAGCUCAUCAAGUUCAUAGAUGAAAUGCUUGCCAAGAAUGACGUGUACUUCGUCACCAUGGUCCAGGUAUUGAAAUGGAUCCAAACGCCGACCGAGCUUGCGAAUCUCCGGGACUUCGCCGACUGGAAGGACACUUGCGACGAGAAGGGACAGCCGUACUGUUCCCUCCCGAAUGCGUGUCCUUUGACAACGAGGGAACUUCCGGGAGAGACUCUUCGUCUCAUCACAUGCAUGGAAUGCCCCAACAACUAUCCAUGGUUGUUGGACCCGACCGGUGACGGUUUCAGUUCGAAGGAAUAAAAUUUCUACGUUUUUAGAAGAAAGAAAAAGAGAAAACAAGGAGAAAAAAGAACAACCGGCCGACAAGUUUCUCACCGCUUCGUUUUGGUAGACCGGAAAAAUCGGCUAACUUAAAUUAACCCAAUCUGAGUUUCCGGUCGAACAAUACGCGUCCGCUGAAUGAGGGUAUGGAGGCGCAAUAUUAAGAAAUCAAGGGUGGAUAUCAAUCAUUCUUCGUUCUACGUCUCAGAGCCCAUCCCUGGACAUCGAAACGAAAAAAAAAAAAAAAAAAUGGAACAAACAAACGCCUAGCGAUUUCAUUUGUACAUAGAUUUUAUAUUAUUAAUUGAAGAAGGAAUAUAAAAACAAAUAAAUGAAUAAAUAAAAAUAUAAUAUUCCUCCGAGGUUCUCGUGACGCGACGACAAGAAGAGUCGUCGUUUUAACGACGCCGCUAUCUACUACUAGAUAUUAUAUUUAAUUGUGAGAUUCAUGAAGGAAAACAAUGCGUUUCUAAGAUGUCGAAUGAAUAAAAAAUAAGAAACCAAGAACAGUA